CUUGCAUAUGGUUUGUAAAAGUUCAACAAAAUCAUGCAUCUUUGAGCUAAGUUGCUUUCCAAAAGAAGUCAGGAAUAUGUAACUGAUUUAUGUAGCUUGUUAUAUUCUUCUAUCAGAUGCACUCAUGGGGCGGAGGAUCCAAACUGUUAAAUCCAAACAAAUCUGCAAAGUGUAUUACCCUUCUACAUGGGAAGUUAUACAGUGGAUGCCAGGAUAAUAGCAUUCAGGAGAUUGAUUUAGCCACCGGAACACUUAAUACAAUUCAAAGUGGCUCGAGGAAAUUACUGGGGAAAGCAAAUCCCAUCCACGCAUUGAACAUUCGUGAUGGGUUGCUAUAUUCGGCUAGCUCUUCCUUGGAUGGAGCAGCUGUAAAGAUAUGGAAUGCUUCAAAUUACAGUAUGGUUGGAUCACUACCAUUGACAUUGGAGGUGAGAGCCCAUCACAGUUUUCUGGUGGGCUUGAACACUCAAUUACCGGUUGAAGAAGCGUGGAUUAGUCCGACCCAUUCCACCUGGGACUCGUUGUGUAGUAACUGUAUCAUCAAUUGGCGCCGUCUGUGGAAAAGCUUUGCUUCUCGCGCCAGUUGUGUUCACUGUCGCCGAAGACCCAGUUCCAAUAACCCUUUCUCGCUACCCAUCGAAGUGUAUGGUUACGACUAG
This is a messenger RNA of Camellia sinensis, 659 nucleotides long. NCBI's taxonomy places the organism in Eukaryota, Viridiplantae, Streptophyta, Magnoliopsida, Ericales, Theaceae. The record is from RefSeq and is a predicted model, not a curated record.